Alosa sapidissima (American shad) is the source of this 954-nucleotide messenger RNA. RefSeq lists its product as uncharacterized. Lineage: Eukaryota; Metazoa; Chordata; Actinopteri; Clupeiformes; Clupeidae. Gene Ontology annotation, molecular function: nucleic acid binding. Gene Ontology annotation, biological process: DNA integration. The coding region runs from base 1 to 954 and encodes 317 amino acids. The record is from RefSeq and is a predicted model, not a curated record. The transcript is spliced from 2 exons.
AUGACAUCCAAAAUUAAAGGUGAGCAACAAUGCUUAACUGUGGAUGAUUUAGACGAAGCAGAAAAGGCGAUCAUUUGUUAUGAACAGCAGUGUAACUUCAAUGCUGAGCUUACACUUUUAAGAAAAGGCAGGCCAGUAAAGACGGACAGCUCCUUAUCUAAACUGGAUCCGAUCUUGGAUGAGGGCAUCCUGAGGAUUGGAGGCAGAUUAAGUAAAGCAUCAAUGCCGGCAAAAGUCGGAGUCCAAAAGAUGGCAGACCUGCCAGAGGACCGAGUUACUCCAGAUUUACCACCCUUUUCACAUGUAGGCAUCGACUACUUCGGACCUAUUGAGGUAAAAAGGGGUCGUUCCCUCGUGAAGAGAUGGGGAGUGAUCUUUACCUGUCUGGCGAGCAGAGCCAUUCACCUGGAAGUGGCGAGUAUGUUGAACACAGACUCCUGCAUCAAUGCUAUCCGGCGAUUCCUUUGUCGGAGAGGGCCAAUACUCACCAUUAGAACUGACUGUGGCACUAAUUUCAUGUGUGCGCAGAAGGAAUUAGAGGCUGCUGCAAACCAGCUAGACCAUCAAAAAAUCCAUGACACUCUGAUGAUCCAACAUGUCAAAUGGCUGUUUAAUCCUCCCUUGGCAGCCCACUUCGGAGGUGUGUGGGAGAGACUCAUCAAGCUAGUGAAGAAGGUACUCCUGUCAGUGUUGAAGCAACAGACACUCGAUGAUGAGAUGUUGCACACUGCUUUUUGUGAGGUCGAAUCCAUCCUUAAUGAUAGACCAAUAACGACAGCAUCCAGUGACCCUAACGACCUUGAACCAUUGACUCCCAAUCACCUGCUGCAGUUGAAUACGAAACCACUGUUGCCUCCUGGGCUCUUUGACAGAGAAGAUCUGUAUAGCAGAAGGCGAUGGAGACGGGAGAGAUGGAUACCUGGCAAACCUGUUUUGGAAGCGAUGGACUGUUGA